CUGCCCUUAUGUAGCACAAGGUGAACGAGGUAACUGCUUUCAUUGGAUCCACACAGCUACAAGAACUCUGCCAACAAUCUCAAAUUUUGCCGUCUGAAAUAGAAAUGGCACACGAAGAAAAAGGAAGCAUUACGUAACAGCAACAUCUAGUUCCAAUAGAGAAGUUGGUCCAGUAAAAGGGAUUACCUCAUCCACCUCUCUCUAAUAUCCUGGGACCAACACUUAAGCAGCAUGUUUGUUGCCAGCUAUGAAAUUAUUGAUCAGCUUUAAAAUCUGUCUCUGCAGCCCCCUGUCCGGUUACCCUGGGUUUUUGAGGUUAAUGCCUGACACCUGACCAGCUUAAUAAACUGAGUCUAUUAUCAGAUUAGGAACUGAAGACAUCUGCUCCACUGGCCAUCUGGUAAGUCUGAAGGAGUCUUCAAGUGGGAAGCAGAAGGAGAGAGCAGAGGCCAUCCUCUCAGCAGCCUGUACAGAUGUAUCUCUAAAAGCUCUCAGCAUUUCGGAAAGGAAAAAGCCCUCACCCAAGUAGGGCAACAUGGCUCAAGAUCUCACAGAAAAAGAACUGCUGAAGAUGGAACUUGACCAGCUGAAAAAGGAAGUGAAGAAUGAAAGGCAAAUGGUCUCCAAGACGGGCAAAGAGCUCAAGGAGUAUAUAGAAUCCAUGGCAGCAGAGGACCCUCUUUUGAAAGGUGUUCCUGAGGAUAAGAACCCUUUUAAGGAGAAGGGAGGCUGUAUAAUUAGUUGACCCCUGCCACUCACAGACAAACUUCGGACCCUUUCCUCCUACAAAACCAUGACUGUAAGAAUUUUGCUUACCCUGUAGCAUGAUCUUUCGAUUGGGUGGGGCCGCCCCCAAAAACGAAACCCUUUUGAAGUGCAGCACAUCUAUGGGAGGGAAAAAAAGGAUAUUGGAGACGUACCUAAAUUUAGCAGUAAGAAGGCAGCCUUCUUCUCUAGGCUCUCACAGCGGAUUUCCAUUUAGUUUAAUAUACACACAUUUGUUGAACUUGCUGCACUUCUAUCAAUCAACACUUAAAUCAGGCAUUAAGAAAACCUUGAGCCUAUAAAGCUUAACUUCAGACUUGACCUCCCUAUAGCACAAGGUGGAAGGCAAUUCCACUUGACUUGGGCGACUGUGAGUAAGUCACUUAACCUCUGUGACAGAAGUUCCCCAUCUGUAAAACCGGGAUAAUAAUGCUUGCUCGCCUUUGACAAAGCAUGUAGAGAUCUGAGUUUCAAAGGUGCUAAGUAUUAUUAUAACUAUCAUGCCCAAUGAUUUUAGGGAGCCUGAUAAAUUGACAUAUUUACUCUGUCCACAUACCAGGCUACCAGUUACUUGGAUGUUGCUCAUUUAUUCAUUACAUUAUUUGGGGAGAGACCCCCCCGCACCCCAUCUGCCCCCAGCAAUGCACUCAGAUUACACUGCAAGAACAAAUAUUUAAUACAGACGUAAAACACAAACACCCUCUUAAAAUACAAAUUGAGUCUAGUGAUGGGUAUGCAGGAGAGGAAGAUAAUAAGGAGCCAAGAGCAAUCAUUGACGGGGAAAGGCACCAUGGAGAAAUGUCUGCAGGGAGAUUUUUUAGAAGUGGGGAAUGAGCUAAGUCUCAAUUCCAGACUUUACGAGCCGCAAUUGUGAUGGCUUGGCCAUCUGCCAGCCUGAAAUGUGCAGCAUUUUCCUAUAUGGCACACAAGUCCAAAGAAGGGCACAGAAGGGAGCAAAGCUUGCAAGCAACUUGUUCAGAGCCCUCUUCUCCCUGCCUCUACUUCCCCCCACCAUCGUAUCUGACGCUGGGCAGAUUCCUUUACAGCAGGAAAGAGCACUGAGGAGAUGGAUGUUGGGAGCUGCGCUGGAACUACAGUUGUUUUGACCAUCAUUUUAACUUUGGAAUUCACCUGCGUUCAUGUCGGUAACAGCCAGAAUCCUCUGCUCACCUCUUGGGAGUUUGAAGGCCUGUGGAUUAACAGAACUGAGGGGAAGCAAGAUAAUGACAGGAAGGCUCAGAGCUGUGGAAAUGGGAAAUAACCUAGGGGUGAAAGGCUUCAUCUGCUCAAACCUAGCCUGGGGUGGUAGUGAGAGUUAUUCCUCAGAUUGCAGUUCCAUGGCUUGGGUGAUCUCAGUCCAGUCCCCAGGGGUCAAGUACCCCUAAGCUGCCCCACAUUGCUGACAGGCUCAGCAGAGAGGCCAAGCACUAAAUGAGUUACAGAGUGUGACUGAGCCUCCUAUGACAGAUUUGAGGCAUUGGCAGGGCAGCGUGAGGCGCUCACCUUGCCACUUCCCAUGCUGUUACCUGAAGUGUAUCCGUUUGCAAUCACCAAGGCUGAAAUGUUCCAAGAGCUGAUGUGAUCAUGGGUGUCUUCAUUUUUGGGGGAGCCCCCCCCCCAAAAUCACUUGCGCAAUAACCUAAAUCAACAGAAAAAAAAAAGACAGUGAGGAAUCCAAGCUUCCUGUCUGAGGCAGAGCCGUCUACACCACUACCACUUCCCCUUUGAAUUUGACGUGUGGCCAAGACCACGACUCAGAACCCUGCUGCAUCCUGUAAUUUCUCUGUAAUAGUGUAUUUGAUAUUAAAGGAUAUGAAACACUUUACUUCGGAGGUACAAAAGAUACAUUUUAAGUAGGCAUGUAUGAGUGUAAGGUUUAGCAGCGUUAAAGACAAUAAAGGCUUUUUCAGCAAAGGAAUUGUCCAUUCUCUUCCCUCCCGUAUAAAAAACAACUGACAUGUGGGAAGAGGUGGCAGGGUUAUCUUUUGGUGCCUGUUGUAGCAAUUCUGCAUGUCAAGCAUUUGUGCUGGAACACGCCAAAGUACCAGCUUCUGAUACUUUAGUGGCAAUGUAGAAGUCACAUCAGGACUGGCUUAGUCGGCACCACGUACGAACAAAUCUCUCUAGUUGGUCAUUUGACUUGCAUGAUUUCCAUCUGCCAAGCCACCACUCGCACUAACCUGAGGCUCAGUCUUGAUCACUGAACCUCAUGGGAGUGGAAGGGGGCUCAGCCUUCUCAGGAUCAGGCCCC
Mauremys mutica (yellowpond turtle) is the source of this 3016-nucleotide messenger RNA. It is a transcript of the gene GNGT2, whose product is annotated as G protein subunit gamma transducin 2. Gene Ontology annotation, biological process: G protein-coupled receptor signaling pathway. The coding region runs from base 536 to 745 and encodes 69 amino acids. The transcript is spliced from 3 exons. Gene Ontology annotation, cellular component: heterotrimeric G-protein complex. The record is from RefSeq and is a predicted model, not a curated record. NCBI's taxonomy places the organism in Eukaryota, Metazoa, Chordata, Testudines, Geoemydidae. Gene Ontology annotation, molecular function: G-protein beta-subunit binding.